UAUAAUUAAUAUAGCAUUUUCUCCUAGGCUCUCUGACGACGUAGUCGCUUGUUUUUUUUAAAUGUUUGUUCAUCUGGUUGAAUUGCAAAUGAAGAAUAAAGCACUAGGAUGUGCACCACGACCAGUAGCAAUCGACGAAUAAGUCAUAUAGCAAGUGGCUGUAAAUAUAUAAUAUCCACAGCUUGCCUGGAUAUAUGAUAUCUAGACAGACAUAGCAAGUUGAACCAGAGAGAGAGAGAGAGAGAGAGAGAGAGAGAGAGAGAGAGAGAGAGAGAGAGAGAGAGAAACAGAGAUGGCUUCUGCACGCAGGAGUUUUCCGGCGAAAGAAAAACAACAGAAACGUACUCUUCAGCACUUUACCCAUCCUCAUAUCUUAACUAGGGAGACUUUCGAUCAAAAUAACGAAUUCGUAUGUAAUACCUGCAACACUCUAGGUGCUGGUGUUAGAUACCAUUGCAAGCUAUGCAGUUUCGAUAUCCAUGAGGAUUGUGCCGAUUGUCCUGAAUAUCUCAACACUUACCUUCACCGUAACCACCAACUGGAACUAAUGUGGGACGGAUCGGAGUCGAUCAAGAAAAGUUAUGGUAAUAUACGUCCUUGUGGUGUCUGCGGCGAUCAAGUCAAAGGUCUUUUCUACAUUUGUUCAUCUGGUGCAGAGAAACGCACUGAUGGUGAACAUUUCUUCUUCAUCCAUCCACUAUGCUCCAAAUUUCCAUCCCAAGUGCGUCAUCCAAUUGAUGACAAACACCCUCUAAAGUUUCAAUCGGUCCCGGCUAUUCCUAACUCCGUGUGUGCUAUAUGUAGAGGUGUUGUUUCUGUCUCUCCGUGGAGUUACAGAUGUGAUCCAUGUCGUGUCAAUAUUCAUAUUGAGUGUGUUACUCUUCCAUUUGAUGAUCAUAAGUACUCGCCCCGAUCACCAAAGAUGCUCCAGCAAAAGGGAUCACCAAGGAUGUACCAGCAACAACAGGGAUCACCAAGGAUGUACCAGCAACAACAGGGAUCACCAAAGAUAUACCAACUGAAGAGACCUGUUGAUCCUCUUCCUGCAUCUCCUACAUAUGGGGGUUACUCUGGGACGACACCAUCCACACCACAACCGCACAAUAACAACCCUCCGAAUCCACCACAUGAUUACAAUUACCAUCCUUCACAGCCAUCACAGCCCUACGUGCAAUCACCAACUUAUAACAACUACCAAUGUCAUCCACCGCCUCCUCCUCCUCCUAAUAGCGGAGCUAGUUCAACUCCCGGCGGAAAAAAGAAUAGUGUGGUUACAGGUGUAGCUGGAUUUUUCGGGAAAGUUGCAGUUAGCUUGUUGGUCAGUGCAGUUGUUGGUGAAAUUACGCAGUCGUGAUUGAUAUUUCUUUUUUCUUUUGUUUUCCGGCCACCUGGGGUGGUGCUUUAUGUUUGUGUCCCCGGCAAUCUCAGGUGUUUUCUUUGUAUUUGUGUGCAAAAAAGAAAAAGGCCAGAGCCUAAAUCUGGCGCCAUAAAUACAAUCUUUGUAAGUUGAUAUUCAUCCUUGUUAAAACUGUGGUUUGUAUGCA
Molecule: messenger RNA, 1544 nt
Organism: Papaver somniferum (opium poppy)
Lineage: Eukaryota; Viridiplantae; Streptophyta; Magnoliopsida; Ranunculales; Papaveraceae
Product: histone acetyltransferase p300-like
Exons: 1
Coding region: 293-1354 (353 amino acids)
Source: RefSeq, a predicted model, not a curated record